This is a messenger RNA of Apis dorsata (giant honeybee), 1746 nucleotides long. RefSeq lists its product as uncharacterized. The record is from RefSeq and is a predicted model, not a curated record. Bases 288 to 1391 code for a protein of 367 amino acids. The transcript has 5 exons. Lineage: Eukaryota; Metazoa; Arthropoda; Insecta; Hymenoptera; Apidae.
GUCGACAACGUCCUGCAACGUCCUUGAACCCAACUCGCUCUCUCGCAUCCCCAUCGUGGAAAACAUUGAAACGGUGACGGAUUUCCGGAAAGCGAGCGGAACGCGCGCGCAGCCGCACUGCCACCCCUUGGCCAGGCGCAUCUGCGCAUUUUCCAACAAAAUUUCUCUCACAGGCGAGGUUCUGCCUGUCCCGGAUUGUCGUGUUCGUUCCGACGGAGCAGGCUGCCGGAAGUGGGAUACGAAGAAUACCAACCAACUUUCGGUUGUUCACAUAUCGUUUAUUAAUUAUGUACAAAACGGUACGAAAAGGCGAUGCCAGUCUGCAGUACACAAUUGUACCGCAAACGGACCAGUUUUCGUCUGAGUUCCCUCAGACGUCGGAAAAAUCUAGCCCGAGGGUGAUCAAGUACACCAUAGCCACUUUGCUCAUCCUGAUCAUCCUGUCCUGCGUGGCGACCCCGUUUCUCAUAAGUCAGAAUGAUCAGAGCCUGUUCGCGGGCACUGUGCUCGCGAUGGGUCGGGUCGGGCACGACACAAUAGAGAGAAACUCGUCGAGGAGUCAGGGGAAAGAGAUCGGCGUGAACAAAAGCAAAAGCAGGCUUCCGAUCACCGCCACCACCACCGCCACCACCACCACCACUACACUUCCAUCGACGGAAGCCUACAGGAAGCAGGAUGUCGAGGACGAGAUGACUACGGGAGCGUUGAAUGGCGACGAACAAGAGUCGGAGGAGUUCGCUACCACGGAUUCCACGACAAGUAGCAUGCAGCGUCAAGAAAGCAGCACGGAAUCGUCGACGAGUACUCGACAGACGUCCACCUUCGCGAUAUUCACGUCCACGAUGAGCCCGUCGUCGACUCUGUCGUCGACCGGUUCGAAAACAUGGACGAGCACGACGAGCGAGAUGGCCAAGACGUCUUCGAACGCGUCGAGAAAGGCGAAGAUGCCGAGGGUGACCUUGAAGCUGAGAGAGAACGAGACGAUACCGCAGAUGUACAUGAAGGCGGGGAUAGCGUCGUACAAGAAAGGAAAUAUCACGACUAGCGUGCUGGCCCACGGCCUAAGCCUGGAAGGGUUGAUCUUCAAGACGCCGGAGGGUACGAUAAACCCGUGGCCGCAGAAGUGGUUCUUCACCGAUCCCUCGUCCGACUUCCAAUGGAAGGUACAGUCAUCUCCGCAAGGGUUAAACCAAAUGCCGAUAAGGAUUUACAUAGUCCUGGCUGUGUUCGCGGCCUUGGCAAGCGUCAGCAUCUCCCUUCUACUGUACGUGCAGCGAAAGGCUACAAGACGCCAGCGUCAGAGUGUGGAGGAACCGGAAGUGGAGGGCCACGAGGAAGACAAAUCGACUCUGCUGGGCGCCGAGAGUCAGGAAACCGAGGAGAAAGAGUAAUCGUGAUUUCCAUCACGGGGAGAGAGCCACGUAGCUCGUAAGACUCGCAUAUUUUUACAACACGUACAUGCGUCACUUUAGAUUUAGAUAAUCUCGCGUGAAACACUGGAUGAUCAUGGAGGGGGUAUGUAAUAUUUUCCGAUUGAUCGAGUGUGGGAGGCUCCGUUUUUUAAAGGAAUUGAAAUAAUUAUUAUUGCCCAACUAUGGAGAAAAACACAUCCACAUCUAAUUCUGACGAGUCAACGUAAAUUUUCAGUUUGUUUCUUAAGUUCCUGGAAUGAAUAUAUGCGUGAAAAGUUUGUAGAAAUUAGUGGUAAUUUAGAAUAAUUUUGUGAUAAUUAAGCGAUACUGUAUU